Messenger RNA from Vittaforma corneae ATCC 50505, 2490 nucleotides. RefSeq lists its product as uncharacterized. Bases 1 to 2490 code for a protein of 829 amino acids. The transcript has a single exon. Lineage: Eukaryota; Fungi; Microsporidia; Nosematidae. The record is from RefSeq and is a predicted model, not a curated record.
AUGCUGUUAUUGCCCAUGAGGGAAAGUUCACAAAGACCAUUAGAUGACGUAGAAAAAGGAGAAAGAUUAAAGUGCAUAUUUGAGGUACUAAACAAGGACAAGAAGAGAUAUGAGAGGAUAAAAAAUACAAGAACUCUUUCAGAAGCAGAACAAAAAGAGUACGAUGACGUAUGCACACGGCUCAACUCAUUUUACGAAAAAUGCCAAGCAUUUAUCAAGCCACGAAAAAACGGGCCAGGUAGAUUUAUGGUACAGGCAUAUGUGAAUUGGUGUGCAAGCCAAAACAUUAUUGCCAAGCAAGGUAAAUCACAUCAUGAUCCGCCAAUUGAGACAAUUGAUAAUUCGGCUCAUUCAGCAGAGGUAUAUGAAAGGACAGUUUCUUCAGAACAAGCUAUAUUCAGAAGCCAGUCUUUUGCUCAAAACAUUCCACAUGCUCAGCGAAGUGUCGAAUAUGAAGCUUCCAAAAUUCAGCAAGAUGUAGAAUACGAACCAAAUGUAUAUAAAAACAUGGGCUUUGCACAAGUGGCCCCACAGGAAUACGAUCCUAACAACGAUAUGACAAAAACAGGAAAGAGUGUAUACAAAGUUGAUAAACCCUCAGCCAACAAGCACUUAUCGUCCUAUCCAGAUGCUAGAGAUAGAGAAGGAGUAGACUAUAGAUUAGCUCAAACGAUGAGGAACUCGUUGUCUCAAGGACCCAUCCCAGAGUUUGAUCCUAAAAAGUCGAGUUUGUAUAAUAUUUCCGCUGAUGAAUUGUCUGGAAGGGCAGUGAUAAAUAAUCAACCAAAUAGUGUAAACAAUGUCCAGCCCCAUUAUUCUGGCAAUGUCAGGCAAGUAUACUCAAGUGCCAACCAGCCUGGACAUCAAAAUUUUGUUCAACUUGGAACUUUUGUAGACUAUAAUACAUCACGAAGUUUUCAAAAUAAAUUUCAGCCAUUAACGUUUCCAGCUGACCAUGUUGUAAAAAACCCAAUCUAUCAAAAUGAUAAUCCUCAAGGAUUAUAUGGCCUGGAAGAGGAUGCUAGCUAUAACGGGGCAAUGCGAUGUAAAAAAGAACGAUUCUCCCAGAAAAGCGGUCAUCCGCAAAUGUCAAAUGCAUACCUUUCCGAAAAAUUUUACGUUAGAGCACAAAUGAAAACGAGUCAAAGACAGCCUGACGAUCUAAAUACCAGUCAUAGAAAUUUUCAAGAGUCACAUGGCCAGAACUUAGGCAGUAAUCAAGGGUUUCAGACUAUGGGCAUUCCUCAAAGAAGUACAGUAAUUGCUAGUCAGGGGAAAACGUAUCAAGGCAAUAGUGCCUUCGUAAAUUCUGCUUCUCAACAUAUGAAACAUUCUCAGCCGGGUAAGGUUUAUGAUGCUGUACACCAAAAAACAUCCCCCAGGAUGGUUGGUAGUUUGCUUAAUGUGAAUGGUUCUAUUAACAGGCAUGUCGUGGAUAUGCCUAAUAAUAUUGGUAUGGCUGGUUCUAGCAUGGAUCAUUUUGAUUGUAGCACUGGAUUUGCAUACAAAACUAGACCAGAUAGAUCAUUGCUGGAUGUGGAUCAAGCAAAAGAGCUUGAAAGUAUACUUUCAGAUAGAUCAGUGAACUAUAUCCAUUCAAGGUCUGAGCCAACUCUACCUGCUAAUUCCGGACCUAUUCAAAAUAGAAACAUAGGAUCAUCGCUAUACUUUACUGCCCAGAAAGCAUCUAAUAAAGCAACAAAGCAAGACUCAAGAGGUGAUAUAGUAUCAGAACCAUUGCUUGUAAAAACUGGUUGUUUGGAUGAAAGAUUAUGGCCCACAGACUGUAUUCGUAAAGUAAAACCAACAGUAGCUAUUCCUGCAAGGAGGAAGCAAACUGUCAAUAUGCCUAUUCCGUUGAGCCCUAAAACAGAUAAUACUUUCUCAUUUGAGUUUGUGUGUGAUGUUCGACAACAGCCACCUGUAGCAGAAUAUAGAGAUAUUCCAGUAAAGUACAGCCCAAGAAAAUAUACUAAGCAAUCUCACAUCCGGCCAGAAUGUGUUUUUUCAGGUAUAGAGUACGACCGAAUUGCAUUUCCAGUUAAUAAAAGUAUUGAACACAAUGUAAAAAAUGUUUUAGUUGGCGGUUUAAUGGAUUCAAAGUCAAAGAGUGAGAAGGAAAAGGUUUGUGAAACUAUAUCAAGCACAUACAGAAUGGUUAAGAAUUUUAGAACAUCAAUACUCAUAAAUCCAAAGCUGGCUAAUAUUUGUAGAAAAAGCUUUGUGAAAUUUUGUGAAGAGUUGAGCAUUUCAGACGAGAUUUCAAAAGAAGUCGCCAUUCCAAUCCUGAUUCAUCUUGAUUGCAUACUACACAAAACACUUUUCAUUUCGGGAAUGAUUGCACAGUCAAGGCCCAAUCAAAAAAUGCGAAUAAAAGACGUGGAGUUGGCAUUUGAAAGAGCAACAAUUCCAAAGCUUGUCAAUACAAAUAAUGAUGGGGAAUUGUUUAAAUGGGCGCUUGAUGAGGUUAGGAAAUAUAAGACUAAUUAA